Molecule: messenger RNA, 972 nt
Organism: Melospiza georgiana
Lineage: Eukaryota; Metazoa; Chordata; Aves; Passeriformes; Passerellidae
Product: feather keratin B-4-like
Exons: 2
Coding region: 1-504 (167 amino acids)
Cellular component (GO): intermediate filament
Molecular function (GO): structural constituent of cytoskeleton
Source: RefSeq, a predicted model, not a curated record
AUGUCCUCCUAUGGCCAACUGCUCAGCGCCCGCUGUGCUUCACCCUGCGAGGUGACAUGCGCCCAGCCCUACGUCGACGCCUGCAGCGAGCCUUGCGUGGCUGCAUGCGGAGACUCCCGAGCCAUCGUCUACGCCCCGCCUGUGGUCGUGACAUUCCCGGGGCCCAUCAUCAGCUCCUGUCCCACCGAGAGCAUCGUUGGGUCGUCCAUCCCUGAAAUCGGCGGGGGAAUGGGGUCUGGAGGGGGUGGCAUGGGGUCUGGAGGAGGUGGGAUGGGAUCUGGAGGUGGGAUGGGAUCUGGAGGUGGUGGGAUGGGAUCUGGAGGGGGCUCCUCCUGCGGGGGUGGGAUGUCACGGCUGGGGAGCCUCUACCGCGGCUCCUCCUAUUUCUCCGGCUACAAUAGGAAUUAUUACCCCUAUUAUUCCAGAGGGUACUACAGGUAUCGCUACGGGAACUAUGGGAACUAUGGGAACUAUGGGAACUACGGGAACUACGGUCCUUUUUAACCCUUUAAAGCUGAGGAAUGUCCCAAGGAAAAAUAGGAUGCAGGGUGGUAGUUGAGAGCUAGGAAUUCCAAGCAGUCUCUGCUCCAGCUGAUCUGGUCAGAGCUGGGGUUGUUUGGAUCUUGUUUGUGCUUUAUCCAAGGCUUAGGAUCCUGGUGUUCCCUCCCUUUGUCCCUUACUCCUGUUGUGUUUUGUACUCCCUGAACCCAAAGAGUCAAACCUGUGAAAGUGGUUGUGAAAAUGUCCGGCUGGAAAAAGAAUGUCCUGGAAUGACUGCUGGACUGGAGUCCAGGCUGAAAUGGGAAUGCUGAAAAUGGGAAUGCUGAAAUGGGAAUGCUGAAAAUGGGAAUGCUGACACGGGAAUGCUGAAAAUGGGAAUGCUGACACGGGAAUGCUGACAUGGAGAUUCCGUUCUUUGUCUCUGCACUGCCUCAUCCCACUUUUUGUUUGUAUUAAAGCCCUGUUGCAUCA